Molecule: messenger RNA, 1321 nt
Organism: Scomber japonicus (chub mackerel)
Lineage: Eukaryota; Metazoa; Chordata; Actinopteri; Scombriformes; Scombridae
Gene: cenps
Product: centromere protein S
Exons: 5
Coding region: 178-543 (121 amino acids)
Biological process (GO): replication fork processing; resolution of meiotic recombination intermediates
Cellular component (GO): FANCM-MHF complex; Fanconi anaemia nuclear complex
Molecular function (GO): protein heterodimerization activity; chromatin binding
Source: RefSeq, a predicted model, not a curated record
UUCCUUCUUGUGGUCGACAACUUUCAAACUUGAAUUAAAUGCUAAAUGCUGUUUUUUUGUCAUGUCGUGAUUUUGUGAGGAUUAAAAAAGAAAAGAAAAAUCAACUUCGUCACAUGCAGCCGUCGUGAUAAUCCUGUUUGUUCUUCUGAUUGGUGAAAAGUUAACCCACAAGAAAAAAUGUCAGCUGACAAAGACGAAAACCAUCAGAGGUUAAAGGCAGCAGUGCAUUAUACCGUGGGUCGCCUGUGUCAGAAAACCGGAGAGGAGCACCAGAGAGAGUUCAGUCGACAGGUCGUAGCUGCAAUAGCUGAAACAACAUUCAGACAAUGUGAUAUAUUUGCUAAAGACUUGGAGGCAUUUGCAAGGCAUGCUAAAAGAAGCACAGUGUCUGCUGAAGAUGUAAAGCUCGCAGCCCGUCGCAGUACUGCACUGUCCAUCUACAUACAAAAGAAGAGUGAAGAAUUCAACCAGGAGCAGAGGGAUUUGAAAAAGAAUACUGGGAAGAGGAAGAGCAGAGACACUGAAGAGGAGAGCAGAGAAUAAGGACAAGACAGUAGGCCUGUAGUGUCUCACUGAUGCCCAACAUUCAAAUAAACAUUAAGACUGAUUAACACAUGACAAUGAGUUGAGUGUCUUCAAAAGUGCCAUUCAUUCUUGUAUGGUAAUUAAGCAUUGAGAUUAUGCUUUGUCAUAAUACAGUGUAUUAUGUACGGGGUGAACUUCCUAAACUUAUCUGUCCUUGUACCUAUUGAUGUUACAAUCAACUUACAGUGCAUUUGUCACAGGUUUGACAUACAACUAAAGUAUAUCAAGAACUUUGAAGCCUACUUCAAAAUCUUGGAUUGGUAAAGACUGCUACAAAUCUACCUGCCAAGUUUCUCAAAUGCUUUUAAUAAUUUUCUGAAUGUGUUUUACACACUUUGGUAAAGCUGAAGUUAAAUGUAAGGAAAACUACCCAUAACAUAAGGAUAUCUAAAAAUACCUUUCACCAAUCCAAGAUUCAGCAAUGUGGCAGUUUCAUUCCUUUAGCCAAAUUGGGGACAGUUUGAGGUGAUGCCACAUUGCAGAGUUUGUCUACUGUAAUUUAAAAUCAAGACAAUUGCUCUCCCCAGAACUCCCCUUUAACCUUAAAAGCAAGUGUGAAACAAAAUCAAAAAGGAAUAAUUCACUCUGACAAGCCAUCACAAGCAGCAAAAAGACAGGUACUACCCCAUGUCAUGUCUGAGAAGGCCACACACUGAAAGUGUUGGAACUUCGUCUUCGUCCAUCAGAACAGACUUCAGUCAGGGUUCAAACGGAGACCUCGACCAGCAGAGCCCAA